This is a messenger RNA of Salarias fasciatus (jewelled blenny), 3377 nucleotides long. It is a transcript of the gene lrrc1, whose product is annotated as leucine rich repeat containing 1. Gene Ontology annotation, cellular component: postsynaptic membrane; adherens junction; basolateral plasma membrane. Gene Ontology annotation, molecular function: protein kinase binding. The coding region runs from base 502 to 2073 and encodes 523 amino acids. The record is from RefSeq and is a predicted model, not a curated record. Gene Ontology annotation, biological process: establishment or maintenance of epithelial cell apical/basal polarity; cell-cell adhesion; embryo development. NCBI's taxonomy places the organism in Eukaryota, Metazoa, Chordata, Actinopteri, Blenniiformes, Blenniidae. The transcript is spliced from 14 exons.
UGAAUGUUCCGGGUCACAAACUGGACGGGAGAGGAAAUUAACUCCAGGACGGAGACGGAGGGGAGCAGAGAGAAAAAAGAGAAAAAACACCAAAACCCGAGAAUGCCACCCUCUGCCAGGCUGAGAUGUAGGAUGUGUUUUCUCUGCUCAGAAGAGGGCUUUUAAAUGCGGCGGGAGUCGACGUGAAGCGAGGAAUUAGUGAACUGAGGAGUGAAAAAAAAAAAAGAAGAAAAAACAGGUGCCUGCAAAGUAAAGUGAGAAGAACGACGGACAGUGAUUCUCACGCCGGGGAGCCGCGAGCCGACGGCAGCUCGACGCCUCUGAAGCGGGAGUUUGCGUGUUUUGCUGCUGUGAGUUUCUCUGUGUUUGACGGCGAAUUUAGCUCAGGACCGUCCCGCCGCAAAGCAAUCUGUUGCAUCCACCUCCUCCUCCUCCUCCUCCUCCGUCUCUCCGCCGUUUGUUUAUCACACGGGUACGAGAUUUAUUCCCACCUCCCCCGUCAUGUUUCACUGCAUCCCCCUGUGGCGGUGCAACCGUCACGUUGAGAUGAUCGAUAAACGCCACUGCUCCCUGCUGUAUGUGCCCGACGAGAUCUACCGCUACGGACGGAGUUUGGAGGAGCUGCUGCUGGAUGCCAACCAACUCCGAGACUUGCCCAAGCCAUUUUUCCAGCUGGUGAAACUAAGAAAACUCAGCCUGAGUGACAAUGAGAUCCAGAGAAUUUCUCCGGAAAUAGCCAACUUCAUGCAACUGGUAGAACUGGAUCUGUCUCGAAAUGACAUUAUGGAGAUUCCAGAGAGCAUUUCACACUGCAAAGCCCUCCAAGUGGCCGAUUUCAGUGGAAAUCCAUUAACAAGAUUACCUGAGAGCUUUCCAGAGUUAAGGAAUCUAACAUGCCUCUCCAUCAAUGACAUUUCGUUGCAAGCCCUUCCAAGUAACAUUGGAAACCUCUCCAACCUGGUGUCACUAGAACUCAGAGAAAAUGUGCUGGGAUCCCUCCCAGAAUCACUAUCGCUGCUUCACAGGCUCGAAGAGCUCGACCUAGGCAAUAACGAACUGAUGGAUUUGCCGGAGUCAAUAGGCUGUCUUGUCAGCUUGAAGGACUUGUGGCUUGAUGGGAACCACUUGGUUGAAAUACCUGCAGAGAUCGGCAGUAUGAAAAGCCUUCUGUGCUUGGAUGUAUCGGAGAACCAACUGGUUCGACUUCCAGAGGAGCUGGGCUGUCUGGCGUUGCUUUCUGAUCUUUUGGUGUCUCAAAACAACAUCGAAGCUCUCCCAGAAACCAUUGGAAAACUACAUAAGCUUUCUAUUUUGAAAGCCGAUCAGAACAGGCUAACGUAUCUCCCGGAGAGCAUCGGAAAUUGUGGAAGUCUCACUGAACUUGUGCUCACAGAGAAUCAGCUGCAGAGUUUGCCGAGAAGUGUUGGGAAGUUGAAAAAGCUGUCAAACUUCAACUGUGACAGGAAUCAGUUGACGUCUUUGCCCAAGGAGAUUGGAGGCUGCAGCGGUCUAAAUGUCUUCUGCGUACGAGAAAACAAGCUGACCAGGAUACCUGCAGAGCUGUCACAGGCCACCGAGCUGCACGUGCUGGAUGUGUCCGGUAACCGGCUCACCCACCUGCCCAUGUCGCUGACCACACUGAAACUGAAGGCCCUGUGGUUGUCAGAAAACCAGUCGCAGCCCCUCCUCACCUUUCAGACGGACGAGGACCCAGACACGGGCGAGAGGGUGCUCACCUGCGUGCUGCUGCCUCAGCAGCCGUAUGACUCAGGGUCUGACAGUCUGGCCCGCUGUGGAGGCCUGGAGAGCCUGGUGAACGACAUCGCAGACGACACUUGGGACAACAAAGCUGCCAACAGGAUCAGUGCCAUUCACUUCUUGGAUGAUGAUGAGGAGGAGGAGGAUGAUGAACAGGGAACACUACUGCGGCGGGCCACGCCUCACCCCGGCGAGCUCAAAACCAUGAAGAAAGCAGCCGAGAGCCUCCGCAACGACCUGCACGCCGCCAAAGGCCUGGACUCCAACAAAAACGAGGUCAAUAACGGUGCAGACAGAGUGACCACGUCUGUGUGACCUUUUUACCUCAGAAAAGUUUUUCUUUUUUGUUUUUCUUUUAAAUUUACCUCCUGUGUCUGACCGUGUCGUCCUGCACAGCCCCGCAGCCCGCCAUCCCAACAUGUUUCUUUUCCCUUCUUGUCCCAGUGUGGCCUCCCCCUCCCUCCCCCCCCUCCGCCCCGAUUGAACUUUGGGACGCCUGUUAACCUUACUCCAUCUACAGUCCUGUGUAAAACUCCGUGUACCGGGGCCAAGGUGCCUUCCUCUUUUAUUAACUGUCCGCUGCAAUGAUCUGCACAGAGACACUCCAUUUAAAAGAUAUUUUAAAGAUUUAUUACUUUUUUUUUUUUUUUUUUUAAAUGACUCUUUUUAAAAGUAUACAUUAGAUAGUUGCACUACAAGUCUUUAUAUCAUGGCCAGACCUUUUUAAAUGUAUUAUAUAUUUGUUCUAUAUCUUUUUUUAAAACACUGGGUGAAUACUUUUUACAUUUUUGGGCAAAAAUGCAGGAGUUUUUGGACCUACUGAUUAAGGAUUAUUGUAUAGUCGCCUGUGAAUAUUGAUACUUUUAUAUUUUUUGGCAGCUCAGAUGUAAAUAAAAUGUAUAGCAAAUUUCUUAAUCAGUUGCAGAUUAUAAAUCUAUUUUUCUUUCUCUUUUUUUUUUCCAAACUUGGUACAUUUUUUUUCCUUCUUUUAUAAAUCAAAGCAUUGAACAAAACAGUCACUUAUGUCUUAUUCAGUUCAUGUGAUCGUCACUGGGUGAGUGGAUGGCCUUUUAUCCUCUUUUUUUUCUUCUUCUGUAAAACUUCUUUUGGAUAAUAAAAUAAAUAAAUUGAAUACAUUUGGAUUUAAGUACUGCACAUCAAACUUUAUCCGUCUGCAGUGUAAUCAUGCAGAAGUGACAUUGUCGUCUUAUUUAUAUGUGCUGUGCUUACCUGCUUCGCGAUGUUUUCUCAACUAGAUGCCAAAACCAGGUGUAUUUUUACAAAAGUCUUUCCCUUUAACAAAGAGUACUGCUUAAAAUCUUCGCCGCAGACUUGUUGGUUCGUGCCGUGAGGACGGCGUUCUCCGAGAUGUAGUCCUUCCACUUCGAUGCACUUGUCAGCAUUGCUCAAAUUGUUCUCUUUUCUUUCCAUUGGUACAUGUUAAAAUGUAUUAUUUUCUUUUUAAAUUGAUUGCAAAAAGUGGACCAGGGAAUAUUGGUUCCAGCGUUUGUUUUAAUGUUUUUAAUUAUUUCCUGAUCAAACUGCACAAAUCAAACCUCAGAUUUGAGGUUUGGAUGAGUUUUUAACCACUGAUCAAUAAAAGAGAGUGCAACACUAAA